CGAAGUUUCUUCCUUCGCACCAAAGGAAGAAAACAAACACGGCCUUAAAAAGAAGAAAGGAAGAACUUAACGUAGAACCUAGGACAAGCAAGCUCCUUGUCUUCCUCUGUUUUGUCUCUCUGAUCAACUCGUAAGCUAACUCAGUUUAGCUCAAUAGACAAAAAUGAGUCUGGAACCUUUUAUUUACAGCUUCGUGGCUCGAGGAACAAUGAUCUUGGCCGAGUACACUGAGUUCACUGGGAAUUUCCCAGCUAUUGCAGCUCAGUGUUUGCAAAGACUCCCUUCUUCUAACAACAAGUUUACUUACAACUGCGAUCACCAUACCUUCAAUUUUCUUGUUGAAGAUGGUUACGCUUAUUGUGUUGUUGCCAAAGAUUCUGUUGGAAAGCAAAUCUCUAUUGCAUUUUUGGAACGUAUGAAAGCAGAUUUCAAGAAAAGAUAUGGGGGUGGAAAAGCAGAUACAGCUAUUGCCAAAAGUCUCAAUAAGGAGUUUGGGCCAAUUAUGAAGGAGCACAUGAAAUAUAUUAUUGAACAUGCUGAGGAAAUUGAAAAGCUAUUAAAGGUCAAGGCUCAAGUUUCAGAAGUUAAAAGUAUAAUGUUGGAGAAUAUUGACAAGGCAAUUGAUAGAGGAGAAAACCUAACGACUCUUGCUGACAAGACUGAGAAUCUACGUGAUCAGGCCCAAGCAUACAGGAAACAGGGUGCACAAAUCCGUCGUAAGAUGUGGUAUCAAAACAUGAAGAUAAAGUUGGUGGUUCUUGGAAUCUUGCUUCUUCUAAUCCUUAUAAUCUGGCUUUCUGUUUGUCAUGGAUUUGAUUGCACCAACUAGCAAGUGUUCCGAGUCUGAUGGAGAAGUAAGGUUGUGAUGUAGCCAAUGAGCUUUUUGGACAGCUUUGUGUUCAGCAGGGAUGGUUUGGUCAAGUCUUAAAUGUUUCUUACCAUCUUUGUGAGUUGGUAUUGGGAGGUUUUAGGACUCAUUGAAACACAAAGACAUGGAAAAAGAGAGAAAUAUGUGCCAUGUAUUAUACUUAGUGGCCUUGUCAGAAGAAAAACACAAUGAUUUUUUGGUUUCUUGCUUUUUACUUUUAUUUUAUAACAAUAAAACCCAAAAAAGAAAAGAUUUUAAUACAAUGAUGAAUGACUAACUGUAAUUUCUUGCAAGAAUAAUUAU
Messenger RNA from Durio zibethinus, 1171 nucleotides. RefSeq names its product vesicle-associated membrane protein 724. Lineage: Eukaryota; Viridiplantae; Streptophyta; Magnoliopsida; Malvales; Malvaceae. Gene Ontology annotation, biological process: vesicle-mediated transport. The record is from RefSeq and is a predicted model, not a curated record. Gene Ontology annotation, cellular component: membrane.